Messenger RNA from Prunus armeniaca (apricot), 645 nucleotides. The record is from the annotation of a GenBank genome assembly. Lineage: Eukaryota; Viridiplantae; Streptophyta; Magnoliopsida; Rosales; Rosaceae.
AUGGACCUAGAUGCCCAGCUAGACAAAUUGGAAAAGCUCAGCUCCCCUGUAGGCAAGAUAAGGUCCAGGGCAGUGGAAGAAGCAAUGGAGAGACUGAAGAUCUGGCAGUCUACUAAACUGGAGCUGGAUGAGGGCAGGGAGGCCUUUGACCAGCUGAUGAAGGAUCUGGAUCUGCUGCACAGACAGAACAUGGCCCCAAAACCUAUACUCGAGAUGAGCCUUGUCUUGGCGAGGGAUGUGCUCAACCUUCACGACCGUUAUGAAGAUCUAAGGCCCACCUUCAAAACCUCUGAGUUCUGCAAGGCCACUCAUGAAGCCAACUUGGCUGAUUUUGCAAAGCAGAAAGCAGAACUGGACCAGAUGGUUGUGGGGUAUAAAGAAGCCAAAGCUACUGCGGAUAAAUUGGAGAAACAGAUUGCGGAGCUUCAAAAACAGCUGGCAGAGCGCCGGGAAGUGCAGCACAGGCUCGGGGCUGGAUUGAGCUCCAAGACCAAGGCCACUUUCCUUGUGCAGAACAUGGUUGCAGCUUCUAGGCCAGCCCUGGAGAUUGCAGAGGCUUCAAUUCAUCAGGGUGUGCUGCUUCAAAAGGAACUUUCUAUCAAGAAGACCAAUCUGCAAGAGACUCUCAGAAAAUUAGGAUUUUGA